AUGAAUCCGGUGGCACUGUUCACCAUAAGCUAUCAUCUUGGGAGCUCAUCCAGGAUCUUCAAGACAAGCCAUACCCCCAUUCCAAGUUUUACAGGACACUGCAGACAGGAACACAUUAGAGAGCUAGCUGGAGCUGGAGCUCCAGGGACAUCUCUCAGACUGGAAAUCAUCAUCCUGACCCAAGAGACCCAGAAGCAAAUUCUUGUCACGGCUAUGCCUCCGGACUGUAUGGAUGGAAACAUUGCUGCCCCGCGCCGGCGGGAGGGGCCCGCAGCCCGGCUGGAGGCCAGGCCUCUGAGCCUCUCCUUCCCUUCCUUGCAGAUCACCUUCUACGAGGACCGGGGCUUCCAGGGCCGCCACUAUGAGUGCAGCAGUGACCACUCCAACCUGCAGCCUUACUUCAGCCGCUGCAACUCCAUCCGCGUGGACAGCGGCUGCUGGAUGCUCUACGAGCAGCCCAACUUCCAGGGCCCCCAGUACUUCCUGCGGCGCGGCGACUACCCCGACUACCAGCAGUGGAUGGGCCUCAACGACUCCAUCCGCUCCUGCCGCCUCAUCCCCCACACUGGUUCCCACCGGCUGAGGAUCUAUGAGCGAGAGGACUACCGAGGCCAGAUGGUGGAGAUCACAGAGGACUGCUCCUCACUCCACGACCGCUUCCACUUCAGUGAGAUCCACUCCUUCAAUGUGCUGGAGGGCUGGUGGGUCCUCUACGAGAUGACCAACUACCGGGGGCGGCAGUACCUGCUGCGGCCGGGGGAUUACAGGCGCUACCACGACUGGGGGGCUACAAAUGCCAGAGUGGGCUCCUUGAGGAGGGCCGUGGAUUUCUAUUGAAAUAUUUUUACUCUACCCUUUUCUCCACAUGAAAGUUAAUAAAAUAUUUCCUGUGUGCUUGAUGCAA
Molecule: messenger RNA, 904 nt
Organism: Bubalus bubalis (water buffalo)
Lineage: Eukaryota; Metazoa; Chordata; Mammalia; Artiodactyla; Bovidae
Product: gamma-crystallin F
Exons: 4
Coding region: 1-837 (278 amino acids)
Biological process (GO): visual perception; lens development in camera-type eye
Molecular function (GO): structural constituent of eye lens
Source: RefSeq, a predicted model, not a curated record